GGGGUUCGAGUAGGAAAGUGAAUUGUGCUAUUUGCUUACAUGUGGUGCGUUUCCUGCUGUGUACGGUGGGGGUAGAUGUUUCCGUUGCCGCGACAAAGUAUCACGACGUUCGCCCUGAGAGAUUAUACUAUAGCGACCUGAGUGACAGCUCCCGACCGAGCUUGGCGUAUUCGUUUGAAUUCUUCCCAUUCUGAGAAGAGGAAAGCAAGACGCAAUGAAUGUGUUGCGGACCGAAGACAAAGCUUUCUUGCCAGUGAUGUAAACGCUCAGUAUAGCAUGAUCACUUACUCUUAGAAAAAUACUGACGCGAAUUGGAAACCGUCUUUUAGCAAUUUCUGGGACAUCGAGGAAGAUGAACUCCUGUUGUUCAUUUUUGGUUCAGGAAGCUACAUUUUAGCCAUUUGCAGUUGACACUUGAAUAUCGGUCUUGUUUUAAGGUUUGGUAGGCUACUAGAAACGGCAGCAUCUGCUGAUGUUUUCUCUGCUUAUUAUUUGACCCGUUGCAACACGUUACUGAUGUAUUUUGCAGAGGGCAUAUCCUAGUGACCGUUUUAACGUUUUCCUCUACUCUGUCAAUUUAAUUCCAUUCUGUUCCGUCCGAAAUAGGAGUCUGGCCAGGUCGUGUGUCUAAACUGUAUCGUCAGUUCUGUUUGAUGAAACAUUCACAUGAUUUAAAAGUACCGAAGAGUCAGCAUUAAAGGGACAUUUCGUUCAGUUCUGUCCGCUUUCAGGAUCAUCGAAAUCUUUCAACGCUUCGUCAAAUGCUAGAGUGGAAUUAGACCACCAGUGGUAUUGAAACUUUAAUACCUAAUAGCUAGUAAACGGAAAACAUCGGGGAUAUCGCCAUAUCAUCGGAAUAUGCUGUUAAAGGAGUACAGGAUAUGUAUGCCGCUAACGGUGGAGGAGUACCGGAUCGGCCAGCUGUACAUGAUCAGCAAGCACAGCCACGAGCAGAGUGACCGCGGCGAGGGCGUGGAGGUGGUGCAGAACGAGCCGUACGACGACCCCGCGCACGGCCAGGGCCAGUUCACCGAGAAACGGGUUUACCUCAACAGCAAACUGCCCAGCUGGGCCAGAGCAGUGGUCCCCAAAAUCUUCUACGUGACGGAGAAGGCCUGGAACUACUACCCCUACACCAUCACAGAGUACACAUGCUCCUUCUUGCCGAAGUUCUCUAUUCAUAUAGAAACAAAAUACGAGGACAACAAAGGCUCAAAUGACAAUAUCUUCGACAGCGAGGCCAAGGACAUCGAGCGGGAGGUGUGCUUCGUCGACGUGGCCUACGAUGAGAUCCCCGAGCGGUACUACAAGGAGUCGGAGGACCUGCGGUACUUUAAGUCGGAGAAGACGUCGCGGGGCCUGCUGCAGGAGGGCUGGCGUGACACACAGGACCCCAUCAUGUGCUCCUACAAGCUGGUGACCGUCAAGUUCGAGGUGUGGGGUCUGCAGACGCGCGUGGAACAGUUUGUGCACAAGGUGGUGAGGGACGUUCUGCUCCUGGGGCACAGGCAGGCCUUCGCCUGGGUGGACGAGUGGAUCGAUAUGACUUUGGAUGACGUGCGGGAAUACGAGACACAAAUGCAUGAACAAACCAACAUUAAAGUUUGCCAUGAGCAGCAAGAGCAUUCCACAAACUCAUCAUCACUGGAUGACAUUGAGAUCCAUGACAAAGCAAGUACAUGACGAUGGAUGAGGUGAGAGAAUUCGAACGGGCCACUCAAGAAGCCACCAACAAGAAGAUUGGGAUUUUCCCCCCGGUGAUCUCCAUCAACGAGACCCCCCUGCCGUCCUGUGCCCGCAGCGGGCCCUCCAGCGCC
Messenger RNA from Conger conger (European conger), 1817 nucleotides. Its product is annotated as cytoplasmic phosphatidylinositol transfer protein 1-like. Gene Ontology annotation, molecular function: phosphatidylinositol binding; phosphatidylinositol transfer activity. Gene Ontology annotation, cellular component: cytoplasm. Lineage: Eukaryota; Metazoa; Chordata; Actinopteri; Anguilliformes; Congridae. The record is from RefSeq and is a predicted model, not a curated record. Gene Ontology annotation, biological process: phospholipid transport. The coding region runs from base 859 to 1683 and encodes 274 amino acids. The transcript has 10 exons.